AUGCAUAAUAUUGAUGACUCAUCAUCAUCAUCAUCAUCAUCAAUUACAAUCACUUCUUCUUCCACCACCAUUUCCACAACUUCAUAUUCAUUCAAAGUUGAUAAAAAAAUUUCAAUGCAUGCUUGUAAAGCAUUUAACACAAUGUGUGAUGAAAUUCUUACAACAAAAUGUUCAAAAAAUAUGAUAAAAAUUAAUGAAUGUUCACAAUUAUCAACAAAUCAAUUUACAUCAAAAUGUUAUUGUAAAAAUAAUAAUUAUAAUGACAAUCAAGAAAUUAUUUCAUUCUCAAAAAUAAUAUCAAACAUGUUACAAUCUAAUAAUAUUAAAAUUAUUUCGGACAAUUGUAGAUUUAAUUGUUACGAUUAUAGAAAAGUAUGUAAUGAAAAAUGUAAAAAGCCAUUGAUUGGUGGUAAUUCUAAGAAAAUAAUUGAAGAUAAUGGUAAAUCGAUUAUAAAUUUUUGUAAUUAUAAUUAUCAAGAUGAUAUAUAUAAAAUAAGUUGUAUUUGUGAUAGUGGAAUUCAAAGAACCAAUAGAAUAUUAGAUUUUUUUAGAUAUAGAUGUGAAUUUGAUUGA
Messenger RNA from Rhizophagus irregularis DAOM 181602=DAOM 197198, 573 nucleotides. RefSeq lists its product as uncharacterized. The record is from RefSeq and is a predicted model, not a curated record. Lineage: Eukaryota; Fungi; Glomeromycota; Glomeromycetes; Glomerales; Glomeraceae.